Messenger RNA from Oncorhynchus gorbuscha (pink salmon), 3039 nucleotides. RefSeq names its product patatin-like phospholipase domain-containing protein 2. Gene Ontology annotation, molecular function: triacylglycerol lipase activity. Gene Ontology annotation, biological process: triglyceride catabolic process; lipid homeostasis; positive regulation of triglyceride catabolic process. NCBI's taxonomy places the organism in Eukaryota, Metazoa, Chordata, Actinopteri, Salmoniformes, Salmonidae. Gene Ontology annotation, cellular component: membrane; lipid droplet; cytoplasm. The record is from RefSeq and is a predicted model, not a curated record. The transcript is spliced from 12 exons. The coding region runs from base 386 to 2002 and encodes 538 amino acids.
AGUGCCAGAGAGGGAACACAGCUUUCAAUGACAGAUGUUCAACAGUUUUCACCUGGAUAAAGUGAUUGUUUUUUGGACAAAUACGUUACUAUCGAACAACAGGCAAUUGUCUUACAAAAAGAAUAAACGUGUGAGGAAGGGAAUGGUGAAGAUGUCUUCGAGAACAGAAAGAUUAUCAACUUGUUGACAGUCAGUCAAGUGUUGAACUAUAUGAAAACAGACAGAUCGCUCAGGGACCGACAAGGGGACAACAACUACCAAUAGCUGAAAUUUUUACACACAUUGUGAACAUUCAAAGACUGUGGUAUUACCGGCACUUUAGAUAACUAACUUCUGCAGAGCUUUCUGUCUUUUCAGUCAACUGUCUCUCAGAUAGUGGCUCGCUAUGUUUCCUCUAGAUUCUACGUGGAACAUUUCCUUUGCAGGUUGUGGUUUCUUGGGGAUCUAUCAUAUUGGUGUAGCGAGUUGUCUACUGGAACAGUGUCCUUUUCUAGUCCACAACGCCCGCCACAUAUACGGGGCAUCGGCAGGGGCGCUCACCGCAUCUGCACUGGUCACCGGAGCGUGUUUAGGUGAGGCAGGGGCCAACAUCAUUGAUGUGGCUAAGGAUGCCCGGAAGCGUUUCCUGGGUCCUAUGCAUCCGUCUUUCAACCUGGUCAAGAUCAUGCGUAACAUGCUGUAUAAAACCCUGCCACCCGAUUCCCACCACAGAGCCACAGGGAAGCUGGGCAUAUCACUGACCAGGGUGACCGACGGAGAGAAUGUCUUGGUGUCCCACUUCAACAGCAAGGAGGAGCUGGUGCAGGCCUGUGUCUGCAGUGCCUACAUCCCUGUGUACUGUGGACUGAUCCCUCCGACACUGCAGGGUGUGCGUUACGUGGAUGGUGGUAUCAGUGAUAAUCUGCCUCAGUAUGAGCUGAAGAACACCAUCACUGUGUCUCCAUUCUCUGGAGAGAGUGACAUCUGCCCCAGAGACCGAUCCACCAACAUGCAUGAACUACGAUUCACCAACACCUCCAUCCAGUUUACACUCACCAACCUCUACAGAGUGUCCAGAGCUCUGUUUCCCCCUGAGCCACAGGUUAUGAAGACCAUGUGUAAACAGGGAUAUAAAGAUGCCCUUCACUUCCUGAAGAAGAACGGACUACUGAAUCAUCCAGGACCCCACAGACCUCUGAUAGCUGACGGUGAGGAUGACGAAGAUGACAUCAUGAACGAGGAUGAUGAUGAGGAAGAGCAUGAGGAGCAUCAUGUAGAGAACGAGAUCAGACCCAGCGAGGAUGGGGUAGUGGUAAACCCCUCCCAAUCCGCCAUUGAAGAUCACAUCUUUGAACAUCUGCCACCCAGACUACACAGAGCUAUUAUCUCUCUCUGUCAGGACACUCUUCUUCUCUCUGUAUUUCUGUCACUCUCUCUUCUUCUCUCAGUAUCUCUCUCUUCAUAUUUGAUGCUUCCCUAUACCCUUCCCCUGGAGUCUGCUCUGUCCAUGACUGUUAGACUGUUAGAAUGGCUGCCUGAUGUGCAGGAGGACGUGGGAUGGAUCGGAGAACAAACGAUUAAGAUGCUACAGUGUGCUGUGACACGGGCCACCAAGACUGUGUCCAACAGGGUUUCUGCAAAGUUUUCCUACCAGUUGGAGCUGCGUCACUGCCAGUCCCUGCCUGCCCAGCUCAUCCCUGCCAGCCUGCUCCCAAGAUGGGUGAGUGGAGGCAGCUCCUCUAUCCUGGAUGUUAUCAGUCGUUUGGACCAGUACCAGAGGCAGCUGCUGCCGGGCUCCUUCUGUGUUAACCUGGACCUCCAGGGUUCCUUCUACACCAGGGGUCCCACAGGAGGGAGCCCAGUCCCAGGAGGGUCUACCAGAGCUGGGGAAGGAGGACCAGGACCAGCCUUGUCUCUUACAUCCCCCAUCAUAAACCCAGAGGAGGUAGAGGGGAUGGGGCUGAUGAUGAGGAGGCUCAGUGAAAACCACAACUCUACUGCGGCUCUUCCAGCCUCACUAUAGUAAUAUAAUGUAUGCCAUUCAGGAGACACUGAGGGCCCCCUGGGGAGGGGGGGGGGACAUUUAGUAUUACAGACAGAUUAACAAGCCAGGUAGACAGGUAGAACAGGUAUAACAGCCAGGCAGACACCUUCCAAUUAAAGGGACAGUACACCAACGUGUGUUAUCUCAUCAUCGAUGACACAGUGCCUUGUUCGCUAACAUUUUAUUCACUCACCUGCCCAUUGGGAUACCCAGGAACCUACAAGGAACCGCCGAUCUGCAUCGUGUCAAUGUGACUUUUACAAAACAUUACAAAAUAUAUUAAAGUCAUUAAGAUAAUAAACAGUAAAAAGUAUUUACUGUUGACUGUUGAUACCAAACAUGUUCAAGGACUAGGGAUGUUACCGAUUAACCGUUUAACCGGUUAGCCCGACCGUAAAUACAUUUCACCCGGGUCAUGCUUAUCGGUCUAUAGGUUCAUUUGAACAAUUUUGUGGAAUUAAAAUUGCCACGUGUGUAUUUCCAUUAGUAUGCAUUUUAUUUGUCACAUGCGCACAGCACACAGAGACUAGUUAGAGGAGAUGAAUACUACCUGCCAGACAGCGACAGAGUAGCUCCUGUAGGCUACUGUAGUGAAGCCUGCUGUUGGAAGCCCAGUCAUUGGUCAUCCCAGUCAUUGGUCAUCCCAGUCAUUGGUCAUUCCAGUCAUUGGUCAGCCCAGUCAUUGGUCAGCCCAGUCAUUGGUCAGCCCAGUCAUUGGUCAGCCCAGUCAUUGCACAACAAAUAACAAUUCUAAAUGCAACCGCUUGUUAAAAAUUUGUGGCUAUGAUUAAAAUGGAGUUAUUUUUAUUUCUCAAUCUCAACUCAUAAAGCGCCUCCCAUUCGCCAUUCAGAUGCAUAGGCUAUAGUCAUAGGCUAUAGUCUGCCUACCAGCUGGAGACAGUAUAAUGUAAUGUGAGCUGGAGACAGUAUAAUGUAAUGUGGAGACAGUAUAAUGUAAUGUGGAGACAGUAUAAUGUAAUGUGGAGACAGUAUAAUGUAAUGUGGAGACAGUAUAA